Molecule: messenger RNA, 6272 nt
Organism: Athalia rosae (coleseed sawfly)
Lineage: Eukaryota; Metazoa; Arthropoda; Insecta; Hymenoptera; Athaliidae
Gene: chn
Product: protein charlatan
Exons: 9
Coding region: 3205-5439 (744 amino acids)
Source: RefSeq, a predicted model, not a curated record
CUCGCGAAUAAGAUAUACCAUAUAAAAGUAAUGGCCCUGUUCGAUAUCGGUGCUGGAAGACGGACAACUAAAACGCGCGCCAACGCUUCAACGACGCCGACCAAGAUAUUUUUACUCUCAUAAUAACAACGAGGCUUCUGUUUAUUUCGCCCAUGCCACUAUACUAUUUUCCUCGGGGGCCUCUCUCUCGGCUACGCCACACCGCUUCGCCGCUCCGCAUAUUAUCCACGAACUCGCCUUGCCGAUAUACCCUGUACGCGACGUAGCAGCAGAUGCCAUCCGAUCGGAGUUCGGACGGAGGCGGCAGCUACGGCUUUUUCUUCUCCACUGUUUUACAAUACCCAGCAAUUCAUCUCCUCGUUUUGUCCCUCGCCGUAAACUCGUAACUUCCGCUAUACCUUGAUACGAUUCCGCCACAAAGCUACGCCUUGUUACACACCGUCGCUGCAGUCAGCCGCACGCGGUUCUAAAAUGAAAAGAAACAAAAAAACAGAAGAAAACCCCCCGCGAGAUAAACUAAAAAGUCGGGGUUUAGGGGUGGGUGCAAGAUCCGCAUCCGUUUUCCUUAUACAGACCUAAUACGCCUGCUGAUAUCCAGAUGUACAUGAUACAAGAUGCAUGAAUAAUAAGCAUAAUAAAGCGCGUCUUGUCACAGCGGGCGUAAUCUCCGCGAAGAAAAGAAGAAGGAUCCUUGUAUCGUUCAACAGGAAUUGCGGCCCUUAUUUUUUCAUCCUCACCCCCGACCGACGUAUAUACAUAUAUACGAAUAUAUCGUGCCUUCGCAUACCUGGGUAUAGGUAUAUACGUAUAUAUUCUACGUGUACAUAAACACGAACGUGCGGCAAUCUUUAUUGAAGCUUGCAACAAAUCUGCAACCCCCUCUUGAUCCCUCGGCUUAUCUCGCGAUUUGCGGAGCCGACCUUUCGCGUAUAUGUAUAUACAUGCAUACCCUGUACAUGGAAUAUGUAAUACAGGAAAGAUAUAUAUAUACAGAAUUCUUUCGGAAGCUCGCAGAGUACAUACUAUACGUGCACGAUAUACGUACACGCGAAUACGAAUCGCUCCAUCUGAAACGCGUGGGUAAAAAUUCUUACCCGCGGCAGCAACUUUCACGUAAAUCUCUAUAUGUAUUGUAUAAAGUAUACCCUUGUUGCCGAUCGGUUCGGUCAUCUGAAUUCACCGCAACCCUUAAAACUGGGUUGAAAUCUCACGCCGUAAAAUAUCUCGGGGCUGCUCAAUUGUAUAACAUAAUAAUUACUUUGCCGGUGAUCCGUAACGACAUGCGGUUCGAUGGGUAUUCCCGAAUACACAUAUAUGUACUUGUAUCCUUUUCCAUCACGAUUGUUAUUUCCAGGUACAACCAUAUAAUUGCACUGUUUUGCGAUAUACUUACGUGGCGUUUGUAUUUCAUGUUCUUUAUUUCAUGCCCAAUACCAGGGGGAAUAUAUAUUUAUAAAUAUAAAUCAUAAGGGGAAUAAAAAAAAAAAAAAAGAGUAGCAGCGUCGCACGUAACAUGGCGUGUCGUUGGACUUACUGCUGGUAGACCUUCCCGACUUCUCGCCCGUAAUGACGCCCAGAAAACGGCGUUCGUCGGACUUUGAGAAAAUUAUUCGAGUUACGAAGAAGGGUGUACCAGCCCAUGUGACGGUGCAGUUAAGGUCGAGUCAUUCGCGCAAGCGUCGAACGUCAUGUAUUCGAAAAAUCAUUUCACGCGUACGGUGGUCAUUUCGUCCCGAGUCACCCUUUUCCGUGGACUUCGAAAAUAUACGUAUACCUCAUCGCUGUAUCUCCUCGAUGGGCGCACACACGCAUUCGAAGAGAUAAAAUCGCCGCCGUUGUUGUUGCCGCUGGCAAAUUUUCAAGCGUUCCGGGGUGUCCGGAAUUCCGUCGGAGCAUUUACUGCACGGUAUUGUUGCCGUUUAGCGGGGUUCAAUCAUCGCGAAGUACCCAGUUCUCUGCCAGCCUUGACUCCCCCGUUCUAAAAUAAUACUUCUCUUCAACGAGCCUGUAGUAGAAACCCCUUGCGAUUCGCGUAAAAUUCAACCCUGAAAACUCUCCGGUAUAUAUAAGCAAACGUUUGUAAAAUUUACCAAAACACCCCGGGGGUUGGCGUUCUGGGUCCCAGCUGCUCUUAGUCGCUAAUGUACCGAAACUCUUCCCUCGCUCUCCUUCUUCCCCACAAAUUAUUACUUUAAACACCUACAUUAUAUAUUACAUCGAACGAUCUACUCAACGCCAAAUCGAUCGUCUCUCUUUCCGCGAGCGAGGGUAGAUUACACCGCCUGAGAAAAUAAAUGAGAAAAAUCUCCUUCGAACCGAUACCGCCGAGUCUUACUCAUGUCGGUAUACCCGGUAAUAUUAUCCUCCUGAAACGAAAUAAAUCUUAAUCCAUAACACGGUUGUACCUUUUCUUUGUUUGAGUUUGAUAUUAUUUUUCUUUUUUUUUCUAUUCUUCCGACAAUUUAUAACCCCCACGCGCCAAGGGUGUUCUUAGAGAGAAAUUUUCGGUGCCCUGUUCGUGGAUUACACACAUAAGGUAGAGAAGCGCAGGCGGGUGGGUUGAGAAGGUUGAGGGGAGUUGGGUUUUGGGGGGGGCGGAAGGGGGAGGGGGGAGGGGGGGGGGUACGCAUCGCGGACGCAGGACGCACAGGCGUAGAGACAGGGGCAUCGGCAUGGGCAUGUGUACAGCCGCCUGGCUGUACGGGAUUGAAUGGGCGAGGGGUGGUAGAUGUUACCUCCCUCCUUCCCAUCCGUUCACCGACCGACCGACCGACGGACCCCCUCCUAACGCCACCCAACCCCACGCCACCCACUUGCCACCCGACUGCCGCCGAGGAAACAACCUGCAACUCAACACCAGGAACACGAGGUUCUUCCUUGCCCAGAUAUUCAUUCCUGGUCUUACUUCUGUUUCACCUACUUGCUCAUUUUUACCCGAAUUAUACCAUGGCCCGUGAAGGGGAGGGUUUUCGGGCCCUUGGAAUAUUUCUAAGAAUACCCCAUGGGAGUAUACCUCGUAGUUUCAGGUAUAUAAACCUGAUCCUUAAGGUGGUCCUUAAUUUGGUAGGAGGAGAGGUAAAAGGUGGACCGGGAGGGUGAAGUGGGACCAUUAACGGAGUACCGAUUCUCGGAGCCUGCCGCAAACCGGGCGAAGUACCCGGGUCUGCUGGGUGGAUCGGUGCAACGGCACUGGGGGUGCAGGGGAUGGAGGGUAGCGGCGUUGGAAUCGGCAGGAUCGACUGCUACGAAGAUAUGUUCAAAGAGAUCACGAGGAAAUUGUACGGAGAAGAUCCCGAUCAUCGAACGUCGAGCAUACAAAACGAGUUCGAGACCUCCGCAUCGUACAAGAACAACACGGACGACGAUACGGCGAACGGAAACGAUGGAACCGACGACGCGGGCUGGACCUGCGCUGAAGAAACACCGGAUUGUAUAGAGGGUAGCCGCGUUGCCGCUUACCAUGCGGCAAAAGCUACCUGGAGAUGUUGCGAAUGCGGCGAAUGUCUCGGCGGUGGGCCCCGCGAGGUAGCUGAACAUUUCCUCGGACUCCAUCCCUCCAGGAUAUCCGUGGAUAACCACGGAGGACGCUCUGCCGAAUGUCGGAAAGAAUCCUUGGCCGAUCAACUUACCCACUACCUCGAACGAGUUCGAGAACGGGCAGAAAGACCCUCGCCCCCGGCCCGAAGAUCUCAAGAAACUCAAACGAUUCCUGCAGCCCUUUUACCCCCCUCAGCCAGUUUCCUUCUCCACGAUAUUCAUGCCGCGACGUCCACUCAGCACUCGCAUUUACAUCAGACUCCUGGUUCAGGAGGAACAACAGCGGGAGCUAGUGGGAAGAGAUACGCGUGUCCUUAUUGUCCGUACGGUACGGAUAGACGAGACCUCUAUAAUCGUCACGAAAAUAUCCACCGUGAAGAAAAACCCUUCCACUGUUACGUGUGCUACAAACCGUUCAACCGAGCGGAUCACGUGAAAAAGCACUUUUUGAGAAUGCAUCGAGAGCACAGUUAUGAGCUCGCCAGAAUACGUAGACCUACGGGAACGAGUUCGAAACCUUUGCAGGACCAGAGUAGCCCUGCGGUAUCCGGUGGUACCGCAUCUUCCGCUUCGCAUCAUCCCGCCACAUAUCCAACCCCGUAUAUCAACAUCAAGGGAUAUCAACUCCAUCCCACAUCCACGACUAGCCUGUAUCCCGCGCCGGGUAUUCCCGCGAGUGUUCCCCAAACUCCGAGUCGUAGAACGCAGAACGGGGGUUGCGACAGCAAAAGUCAUCUGAAGGGAGCCCUGAAGGGAGCACAAGAACGAAGGUACACCUGCUGCUAUUGUUCGUGGAGUGGCGUUGACAAUUGGUGUUUAAAACGUCAUUUGAAUACCCAUCUGAAACCGUUCGCUUGUGCUUUAUGCGAAUACAAAGCUGCGCGUGCCGAACGUUUAUCAACCCAUGUCCUGAAGGUCCACAACAGAAGACAAUGUUCGCGUUGUUCUUAUCUCGCCGAGGAUGCGGCUCAGCUUCAACUUCAUCAGUUACACGUACACCGGGUAACAACCGCCAACGCUCCAGCGGCUCCGCCAACCCCCCGUCAUCACCAACAUUUGCAACCUACCAGUGGGGGAGGACGACCACCUCCUGGUCCCCCUGUAUUUCCCGCGCCGGCUCCACCGACCGGUACCGGUAGCAUAAUACCUCCGACCACGAUUCUUGGCCACGAGAUGGUAGACGGUUUCUUUGCCGUGACCGCGGCAAAAUUAAAGUCGCAGGAUAAAUUAAUCUGCGAGAACUGCGGAUCCGAGUUUGCCAAGAGGACAGGAUUGAGGACUCAACGUGGAUCAACGUUCUCCGGAGAUGAACGAUGCAAUAAUCUACAGGCAACGUACUGUGAUAAAUGCAGCGCGUACCAAUUGGACGUUGGUACUUGUUCCGAAAUGAUAGACCGAAUUACCGAGAACUACUUGGAUUCCUGCAAUGAGAUUAAAAUAAAAAUAGAAAAAGACAGUACGAAUUCAAGCGCGGAUGAAAGCGUGCUAACUGGGGGUGAAAAACGCGCUCGCAAACAAAGAUGGCCGCAAAAAUUAUCCACCAACGACGUGCAAGCGACAGUUCCAAAGAUCCGAACCACCCCAACUAAAUCGCAGACCAACGAUCGAGACAGUCGCGCUAAAAUUGCAGAGAUACGAGAAAGAUAUUUAGCGCAGUUGGUAUCCAGAAAGGGUUUGCUACGGUGCUACCGUUGUUCGAAAUACGCGUCAGCGAGAGAUUCGAUGUGGGUUCCAUACCACACAAAAGCUUCUCUCGCUCUUCACAAUUUUUGGCGACAUUCUGACUCAAAGGAGUCUCGGAUAAGACGAAAAUUGCGCGAACUCCGAGAGCAGCCACGGUCAGUUACGUUACGAGCGACGGUGUACACGCAUUGCGGAGAUUCGUUUAGAGGACUUCGGUGACGCAGGUUGAAGAUCAUGGCUGAAGAAGCGAUGAUAUCGACCUUGGAACAUUUCAUUUUACAAUUUAAUGUAGAAAAACAGAACAUUUGAUACGGAAAUGGAAAUCGUAUUAUUAAAAAUGAAUAAUUCAACAGCGCAGCCUUCAGAUUUCUAACAAUGCUUCGACCAAUUUACGAAAGAAUGAUAAACGAAAUGAAAAAUAAAAAUUAUAAAAAAAAAAAAUAUAUAUAGGAAGUACACGAAUUACUCAGAGCCUGAGAUAAUAGUGUCGCGAUUAUUUUUAUCCCUUAUAUGCGCUAAUAUUUCAUACCUGAAUCAAUACGACUACGAUGAAGCUAUUAGAUUAAGUGCAUAUUAAUAUUAGGACAAACAGUUGUAAUUAUCGUUAAGAUUUCGGUUCAAUUCAAGCCAAGAUAUAAAAAUCUUGGUAGUUGUUACGAGUUGUUAGGAUUUUAAGUAAUGCGGCUGAUAAUCGCAGACGCUAUUUUCAUUUUUCGAAACGUGCAACGACCAUUUUUCUGCGAAAGCCUUGAUAAAAUAGUAAUAUGCGAUAUUGUUGUACCGUGUUAAGGUUUACCCAUAAUCACUCGGAGCAACGCUGACUACUUGUUAGCAUUUUGGAAAAUUAGAAAUGAAAUUCUUUGGCUCCGAGUUAUUUAUAUAAACCUUUUCUAUGCAGUGUUUGGUAUUUGGGCGAAAGAUAGAUAUGAACAUACCCCAUCUCGGCCCUUAUUAUAAUCUGAGCAUCUUUUUAUAUCGUGCUAUUUGUACAAACAAUUACCUUGUUUACGUUAUUAUAUGAAAUAAAUCUAUUAAAAAACUUACAAACUGAA